This is a messenger RNA of Rotaria sp. Silwood1, 240 nucleotides long. Lineage: Eukaryota; Metazoa; Rotifera; Eurotatoria; Philodinida; Philodinidae. The record is from the annotation of a GenBank genome assembly.
AUGCCUACAUUUAGGAAUCUGCUAUUUAUUGUAUGUUUAUUAUCAAUUCUUAUUCAAAUAUUUGACACUAUGAAAGAAAUUAUAGUUGCAAGUCGAUUUCAUCUUCAUGUUCGUAUGCAUAAUUCUCAAAGUGCUAGUGUUUAUUUUAAAAUAGCAAAAGGUAAUCAUCAACAAAUAUGUCAAAUGUAUAAAUUUACAAUUAGUCAUAAUCAUCAACAUCCGUAUUUAAUAUCCAAAUAA